This is a messenger RNA of Salarias fasciatus (jewelled blenny), 1738 nucleotides long. RefSeq names its product piggyBac transposable element-derived protein 3-like. Lineage: Eukaryota; Metazoa; Chordata; Actinopteri; Blenniiformes; Blenniidae. The coding region runs from base 342 to 1433 and encodes 363 amino acids. The record is from RefSeq and is a predicted model, not a curated record. The transcript has 2 exons.
ACGGGACCGUGUGGAAAGGUGUCCGACCCGGUGCGCAGCCGGGGAGACGACGGGCCCAAAAGCUGCUCACCGAAUCUUCUGGUCCCACACCUUAUGCCAAGCACAAUAUUGAGGGUGCAGUGAGUGCUUUUUUGUGCUUGCUGGAUGGGAAAAUACUGCAGCACAUAAGAGACUGCACUGUGGAAGAGGCGCACUGCAGUGAAGACCAGUCCUGGGAUCUGUCCGUGGCUGAGCUGAAAGCAUUCAUUGCUCUCCUUUACGUAAGAGGAGUGUACAAUACAAACAUUCCGCUGGACAGUCUUUGGUCUGAAGAAUGGGGGCUUGCAUUUUUCAGAGCCACGAUGCCCAAAAAUAGAUUCAAGGACAUCAUGCGCUACUUGCGCUUUGACAAGAAGGAAGACAGGUUUUCCCGUUUGAGCACAGAUAAAUUUGCCCUCAUGUCACACGUGUGGUCCAGCUUUAUAAAGAACUGUAUUGCUUGCUAUAAACCUGGGGCAUGCAUCACAGUUGAUGAGCAGCUCUUCCCCACCAAAUCACGCUGCCACUUCACCCAAUAUAUGGCCAACAAGCCAGACAAGUUUGGCAUCAAGUUUUGGUUAGCUGCAGAUGUGGAAUCAAAAUAUCUCCUGAAUGGCUUUCCGUAUCUGGGCAAAGACGACAGCACACCAGCACAGCAGCGUCUGGGGGAGAAUGUUGUGAUGAAGCUGGUGGAGCCAUAUCUGGGGAAAGGACGAAAUAUCACCACAGACAGCUUCUUCACGUCUCUCUCCCUGGCCAAGAAUCUGCUGCAAAAAAACACCAGCCUGGUAGGCACAGUCAAUAAGGCCAGACAGGAGCUUCCACCCUCAGUUCAGCAAAAACGAGAGCUGUUCUCCACAAAGGUGCUGAAGCACGGGCGCGCAACUCUCACCGUGUACCAGGGGAAACCACGCAAAAACAUACUUCUCCUCAGCACCAUGCAUCCCACUGUCUCCAUUGAGUCUGACAUAAAGAAAAAGCCGGAGACUGUAGCCUUCUACAACGCCACAAAGGUCGGGGUGGAUGUGCUGGACCGGAUGGCUCGAAUGUAUUCAGUCAAAGCCGCCACAAGAAGAUGGCCUGUUGCAGUCUUCUGUAACCUUUUGGACAUGGCUGCAAUAAAUGCCCAUGUCCUUUUCAAGGAAUGCACCUCCUCUGUCAUCCCAAGAAGAGCCUUCAUCCUCCAGCUGGCAAAGGAACUGCGGGAGGAACAUUUGCGCACCAAGCCCACUCUGACACUGGUGAAACCAGAUCUGACGCAAGAGCCAGCUGCCAUAGAAAAACGUCGGCAGUGUCAGAUCAACAGCCACUGCAAACAAAAUAAGACUUGGAUCUCCUGCAAAGGAUGCAAGCGUUUCUUGUGUGGCAAAUGCACCGCGAAGGUGGACAGCUUUUGCGCGGAGUGCACGCAGUAGGGAUCGUGCGCUGUCCGUUGCGCUGUGUUGUUUUCUUUCUGUAAGUGGUUUUUUGAUUUAUUCUUGUUUGCCUGUUUUGUUGAAGUCUUUUUGAUAUGUUAUUGUUCAAGAUGUUGCAGUAAUCUAAAUCUGUAAAUUUUACGUCUGCUUAGGAAAUAUAAUUAACUGUCAUGUAAGAUCUGUGAAUGAGUAAUUUUAAUAUGUUCUUGAUUAUUAUUGACGAUUAAAUAAUCCAACUAUUUUGUGUGUGUUGAUGUGUGUGUGCGUGUUUAUCAGGGAAACGAGUGCACGGUGUGCGAGUGAGA